This is a messenger RNA of Sinocyclocheilus rhinocerous, 935 nucleotides long. Its product is annotated as ras-related protein Rab-5A-like. Lineage: Eukaryota; Metazoa; Chordata; Actinopteri; Cypriniformes; Cyprinidae. The record is from RefSeq and is a predicted model, not a curated record. The transcript is spliced from 6 exons. Gene Ontology annotation, molecular function: GTP binding; GTPase activity. Bases 144 to 794 code for a protein of 216 amino acids.
CUGACGUCAGAACCAGUCAUCCGAUCCGUCAUCAUCAGUUUUGACGCAAAAGGGGAAGUUGGGAGGAACCGAGAGGAAGAUCUGGGAGUGACCGUUUGAGAAGCACUUCUUGACUUCAGUACAGGGGAUUGGGGCUUAAGGUCAUGGCAGGAAGAGGUGGAGCAACGAGACCUAACGGGCCGAACACCGGCAACAAAAUCUGUCAAUUCAAACUAGUGCUCCUGGGAGAGUCCGCUGUGGGGAAGUCAAGUCUAGUCCUUCGCUUUGUAAAAGGACAGUUUCACGAGUUUCAGGAAAGCACAAUAGGAGCUGCCUUCUUGACUCAGACAGUAUGUUUGGAUGACACAACAGUGAAGUUUGAGAUCUGGGAUACAGCUGGCCAGGAGCGUUACCACAGUCUGGCCCCAAUGUAUUACAGAGGAGCGCAGGCGGCCAUAGUGGUGUAUGACAUUACAAAUGAAGAAUCAUUUGCACGUGCGAAAAACUGGGUGAAAGAGCUUCAGAGGCAAGCCAGUCCAAAUAUUGUAAUAGCUUUGGCUGGAAACAAGGCAGACCUUGCCAACAAGAGAGCGCUGGACUGUCAGGAUGCACAGUCAUAUGCAGAUGACAACAGUUUGCUCUUUAUGGAAACGUCGGCAAAGACUUCAAUGAAUGUGAAUGAGAUUUUUAUGGCCAUUGCAAAGAAACUACCCAAGAAUGAGCCUCCGCCUGCAGGUGCCAGCACAGGACGCAACAGAGGUGUGGAUCUAACAGAAACGGCACAGCCCGCGAAAGGUCCCUGCUGUAGCAACUAAACACUGACGGUCCUCACCGCCUAACCAACCGCAUCACAUCUGGACAUGGGGCUCCUCCUUCCAAACCUCGCUCCUUGGAUUAGCUAAAGACUCUGUAUAGCCGUGUUUCUAAUACUUUUUUUUUACUUUUUAUUUUUAAGG